Molecule: messenger RNA, 540 nt
Organism: Fusarium fujikuroi IMI 58289
Lineage: Eukaryota; Fungi; Ascomycota; Sordariomycetes; Hypocreales; Nectriaceae
Exons: 3
Coding region: 1-540 (179 amino acids)
Source: RefSeq, a predicted model, not a curated record
AUGACAUUGGAGUUUCUGACCCAAGGCCAAAAGAUCAACACAACUCUUUCACUUCAACAAAGUGAGGUUGCUAAUCGUCAAGCGACCGAAGCCACUAGACAAGAAAAAACUGUUAUGACUUUUACUUUUGCAACUGUUCUGUUCCUUCCACUAUCGUUCCUGUCUUCCUUGUUUGCUUUGGACGUUGCCUCGUUUCAACAAGCUCCAGCUUGGGCUUCCUACAUUAUCUUCCUUGUGUCUAUUGGUAUAUCUACAAUCUUGGGCCUCGGCGUCUUUUACUGGGAGAAUGUCAAGCAAGUCAGGGAAAACAUCCUUCAUAUUACAAUGACUGCAUGCAAACACGCUUUCAAACUCACAUUAGACUUAUCGAUUGUUUCAAAUGACAUCACAGAUGAUAAGAAAAUGGCAAAUAAACUUAGUAUUCUCUUGAAGACCGAAGGUCAGGAGCAGGGGAUCAUGAGUCGCUUCAAAGGCCAUGGACGGAGAAUAAAGAUCGAUGAGGUCGAGAAUACAAUUACAAGAAGGGAUAAGACAUUAUAA